AUGUCAGACCCUGAGCAUACUCCCGAGAGUCCAAAAACACCAGACGCUCAGCAUGUGGGGAAACCUAGCCCGACAACCGCGGGGAAAUCGGCGACACGGCAGCAAUUAUUAGCAGCCUUAACGGCGACCGACGUGACUAUUCGGCGGUUAGAUUUACUCCUAUCUUCCGCCGACGGACAAGAGAGGGUCCUCGCGACGACAAAUUACGUCGCAUCAAUUCUACAACACCUCUGUGCUUCGGCCCCAUGGAUCGCACUACAAACGCGCAUGGGAAUUUUGGCCCGAUUAAGAGGCCGAGUCCCCUCACAACCCUCCAAAACCUUCUCCUCCUCCGCGCCGGCAAGGUGGUCAGCCCUCUCCAACCUUGCCUCGGAAACCCGCUAUAACCUCCGGCUUUUCGGUCUAUUACCACUCUGGGUCUGGGGCUCAGAAACAUUCAGAUCACCACCGGCGGACCCAAUUAUCCAUGCCCUGACCCACCUGCAGGUCAUCUCCAAUGUGAUCUAUCAACUCCUUGAAAAUAUAGCCUACCUCGCAGGAAAGGGCAUUGUCUCCAAAAAAUGGAUUGAUAAAUACGGUGGCAUUGAUCUAUGGUAUAUAUGGAGUACCCGUGGCUGGUUUGGCCACAUUUUCUUUCAAUUCUUCGUUCUCUGGCGUCAACAUGUGCUGCGCAAAAGACGCUUGGCCGAGAAACGCGCCGCCGCCGGUAAUGUCGAGACCGAGGAAAUCAAAGCCGAAGAAGCGGAGGCGCUCCGCUUGGAGAUCAGGUCCUGGAAGAAGAGCCUAGUCAAUAACACUAUCUGGGCGCCCUUGUGUAUCCACUGGUGUUUCGAAAAGGGUGUUGGCAUCCCCGAGAACUUGACCGGCCUGGUCAGUCUCAUGGCCGGUGCUUGGGGAAUAUAUGAUUCGUGGGUCGCGACAGGCAAAGCCUGA
Molecule: messenger RNA, 933 nt
Organism: Penicillium pulvis
Lineage: Eukaryota; Fungi; Ascomycota; Eurotiomycetes; Eurotiales; Aspergillaceae
Exons: 2
Coding region: 1-933 (310 amino acids)
Biological process (GO): peroxisome fission
Cellular component (GO): peroxisomal membrane
Source: RefSeq, a predicted model, not a curated record